AUGAGCGCGUGCAGCUCCUUUUUUGGAAGAUUUUCGGGCGUGGGAGCCCCGAAACCACGAGCUAUCCGGAGGGACACAAGAUUGGUGAGUGCGCCCGUUCUCUCUCUCAGCGACACGGUCUUCGCCAGGACAGGGAGUGGGCAACGAUCAGGCGAAGAUCAUGCGGCUUCGUCUCCUUCUGACGCCUCGCGGAGUCCAGAAAGAAGCCGCCAGACACGGUCCCCAGUUCUUCCAGAGACUCUUGGCCGGAGCCAGGACGCACAACCACCCUGCUCCCCAGCGUGGAGGCAUCAUUCCCGGCCCUCUCCUGCCUCUUCUCCGUCGCUUAAACUUUCCGGUUUCCUGCUUGCUGGACCUCUCCGGAGACCCGGUUCUUCUGCUGGCUCGUCUGUUCCGCCAACCUCAGCCCUUGUCGCCCACGGGCUGGUGCCCGUCUCCUCUCGCGCAGGGGCGUCUAAGGCAUCUGCACGCUUUCUGUCGACGUCGAGGUUCUCGUCGCGGCGGGGAGUUUCAGCGUUGCUCCCCGCGAGCUACACCGCUCUCGGCUCUGGCGCAUUCAGCCAAAACCUCGUCGACCUCGGCCGCGCCCGGCCCGCAGCGUUUGCCUCCAGGCGGGGCUACGACAGCCGAUGGGUGAAGCGUCUCGACAGACUCAGAGAGUCGAAAUUCUACGACCCUGCGCCGAUCAUCAAGGAGGAAGAGAUUUUAGAGGCCGACAAAAUCCACCCGCUCUUGAAGAAGGUCACGCCCAGCUGGAACAGUCGCAGAACGGGGCUUCUGGCGUAUAAGAUUGGCAUGAUGUCCUUGUGGGACGGGUGGGGAGAGCGGCAUGCAGUAACAGUCUGCCAAGUCGACCGCUGUGUGGUGAUGGACCAGAGGACGCUGGACAAGGACGGCUACGAGGCUUGCGUCAUGGGCAUUGGGUACAAGCCGAUUCACAAGGUGACAAAGCCAAUGCUUGGAGUCUACAUCCGGUCGCAGAUUGAGCCGAAGAGUCGAAUCGCAGAAUUCAAGUGCAGCAGCGAUUGCCUUCUUCCAGUUGGCCACGAAAUGUCUGUGCGCCAUUUCACUCCGGGACAGCAGGUCUUUGUCAGCGGGUGGUCCAAGGACAAGGGCUACCUGGGAGUGAAGAAGCGAUGGGGGUUCGCAGGUCAAAACGCCUCCCACGGUGUCGAAGCCAAGGCUCACAGCAGCCCCGGAAGUAUCGGACAAAGCAAGACUGUGAACGUCGUGUGGCGCUUCAAGAAGAUGGCCGGGCAUGCGGGCGGAGACCCCCGUGUCGUCAACUGCAAAGUGUUUCGCAUCGAAGCCCAAAGAAAUCUCAUUUUCCUCAAAGGUUGUGUACCAGGCUACAAGGGGAGUUUGAUUAAAAUAAGCGACGCUCGAGGAAAAACGCACCACAGACACAACCGCCACAUUCCCCUCCACUUUCCGACGUUCGUGCCAGAGCCUGGCGUUUCGUACCCCGUCACGCUGGAGUGUCCAGACGCUGAGCAGGACCCGUUUCUGUAUCCCGAGAUCGCGAUCGCGGACAAGGAGAAGUAG
This is a messenger RNA of Toxoplasma gondii ME49, 1545 nucleotides long. RefSeq names its product 50S ribosomal protein L3, putative. The coding region runs from base 1 to 1545 and encodes 514 amino acids. Gene Ontology annotation, biological process: translation. NCBI's taxonomy places the organism in Eukaryota, Apicomplexa, Conoidasida, Eucoccidiorida, Sarcocystidae. The record is from RefSeq and is a predicted model, not a curated record. The transcript is spliced from 5 exons. Gene Ontology annotation, cellular component: ribosome; mitochondrial large ribosomal subunit. Gene Ontology annotation, molecular function: structural constituent of ribosome.